Molecule: messenger RNA, 1488 nt
Organism: Lytechinus variegatus (green sea urchin)
Lineage: Eukaryota; Metazoa; Echinodermata; Echinoidea; Temnopleuroida; Toxopneustidae
Product: glyoxylate reductase/hydroxypyruvate reductase-like
Exons: 7
Coding region: 47-1159 (370 amino acids)
Cellular component (GO): cytosol
Molecular function (GO): hydroxypyruvate reductase (NADH) activity; NAD binding; hydroxypyruvate reductase [NAD(P)H] activity
Source: RefSeq, a predicted model, not a curated record
AGCUCCGGCGCCGCGCCACAUUCAUUCCCUGUACUGUCAGUACACCAUGCAAUUUGCAGCUGUACGAGUGCAAACUACAGCGAUUGUGCAGGGAAUCUACAGGCAUUGUUGGGGUGCGAGUUGCCAGUUUUCUGGAGUUGAUUCCGCUGUGUUUAGAAGAUCCAUAGCCAAAACGGUCAACAUGAAUACUGAAGGAAAACCUCGAGUCUACGUAACUCGGAGAAUCCCCCAAGAAGGCCUUGAUUUACUAUCAAAAGAAUGUGAGGUAUCAAUUUGGGACUCUGACGAUGCCGUCCCUCAGGAGGUACUGCUCCAGAAUGUACCAGGCAUCAGCGGUCUCUAUUGUCUUCUAUCAGAUCGUAUCACUGCCGAGGUGAUGGAUGCUGCUGGGCCUAGCUUGAAAGUCAUCAGCACCCUUUCUGUAGGUUAUGAUCACAUCAACGUUGAUGAAUGCAGGAAGAGAGGGAUCCGGAUAGGUUACACGCCAGGUAUUUUAACUGAUGCUACUGCUGAGCUUACUGUAGGUCUUUUAUUAACAGCAUCAAGGAGACUCUCUGAAGGUAUCGCCAAUGUCAAAAACGGAGGUUGGGGCACUUGGAAGCCGAUGUGGCUGACAGGACCAGGUCUUCUUAACAGCACAGUGGGUCUAGUUGGACUAGGGCGGAUAGGUAUGGCCAUCGCUCAACGUCUCAAGCCAUUUGGGGUCAAGAGAUUCCUCUACUCUGGAAACACCAAGAAACCUGAAGCAGAUAGUCUACCAGCUGAAUUCGUUCCCUUUGAGACACUCGUCAAAGAGUCUGGUUUUGUGGUGGUCAGUUGCUCCCUCAAUGCUCAAACCAAAGGUCUUUUUAACAAACAAGUCUUUGAGAUGAUGAGUUCCAAUGCCAUCUUUGUCAAUAUAAGCAGAGGAGCUGUAGUAAAUCAAGAUGACCUUUACGAGGCCUUGACCACUGGUCAGAUCAGAGCAGCUGGUCUGGAUGUGACCACACCUGAACCUUUACCCACUGACCAUCCACUUCUCAAACUUGAUAACUGUGUUGUUUUCCCCCACAUUGGCAGUGCUGCUGAGGAGACAAGGAUAGCCAUGUCCAUCCUUACUUCCAGGAACUUGUUAGCAGGUCUCGUGAGUGAAGAGAUGCCGGAGGAAGUCGCAUUGUAAUCCAGGUCAAGAGAUCUGUCUAUUAUACUACCAAUCCAAAGAGAACAAUGAUAGCAGGUUCUUAUCUAAUAUUCUUGACUGUAAAAAAGACACUACUGGUGCUCCACAAUGGCUUUAUUUCUCUGGUGUCCUUUGUUGUAAUGCUUUGUUUCAAAUAUGACGCCCAUGUCGUGGUCCUGAGGAUUAAUGUAAGUCAAGGGAAACAAAUUGGGGAAAAGAUCAUAUUGGACUUCCAUGUUAUUAAUGGGCAAUCCCAUAAAAUAAUCAACCUUUUUGUGCGUGCGACCCCAAUUUUUCUCAAGUUUUACUUCACUUCAUAAACUGACCAA